AUGGGAUACCCAAAGACAUUGAAAGCAGUUUCUAGGAAAGUGACUAAUAAUAUUGUAAUUGCAUCAUGUGGCUUUACUAGAGCUAAUACGCUUAAUUUUGGAGCUAGAAUGGCUUUGUUUAAUUAUGAUAAUAAUAUUGUGGUUUGGUCAGCAAUUCCUUAUGGAGAUGAGGUCGUUAAGGCGUUAGAACUAUUAACAGGAGAUAAUGGUGGUGUAUUCAAUAUAACACACUUGGUUAUCCCGGAUAAAGAACAUACCAUGGCUGCGAGAUCAUUCAAAUCGAAUUAUCCUAACAUGAAAAUUAUCGCAAUGGAGACAGUGGAUUUGGGCAAAGAUUGUCCAAUUGACUACACAAUUACGUCGAAGAUAGCUAAUCAACUAAUUGAUAAACGUGCGUUAUCUGAAGAUAUAGGAAUCCAAGACUCUGUCAUUUUAAACAAUUUUGAAUUUGUAUAUCUCCCAACACAUGCAAAUAAGGAGCUAGUCAUGUUUGAUAAGAAUUCUAACAUUCUAUUCGAAGCUGAUUUGCUAUUCAAUUUGGGGGUUCCAGGAACAACCUCAGGGAAGGUCACAUUGGAACAAUUUUCCACCUCCACUGGUUAUCCGAAGAAUUUCAAGCCUCAUCUGGGUCGUUCAUUUUUAACUAGAUACCUUCAGCCCAACAGUAAGGUAGGAAAUUGGUUAGCUAGAUCAGUUACCAAGACUAGUAACCCUGAUUCGCAAAAAGGAUUGAGAGCUAUCUACAAUUCAUGGGACUUCGAGAAGAUUGUAAUGUGCCAUGGUAACAUUAUUGAGAAAGAUGCUAAAGGUGCAUUCAAGAGCGUAUUCAGCAGUGCAUUGGAAUGA
Molecule: messenger RNA, 846 nt
Organism: Debaryomyces hansenii CBS767
Lineage: Eukaryota; Fungi; Ascomycota; Pichiomycetes; Serinales; Debaryomycetaceae
Product: MBL fold metallo-hydrolase
Exons: 1
Coding region: 1-846 (281 amino acids)
Source: RefSeq, a predicted model, not a curated record